Naegleria fowleri is the source of this 5805-nucleotide messenger RNA. RefSeq lists its product as uncharacterized. Lineage: Eukaryota; Heterolobosea; Eutetramitea; Acrasida; Naegleriidae. The transcript is spliced from 3 exons. The record is from RefSeq and is a predicted model, not a curated record. Bases 1 to 5805 code for a protein of 1934 amino acids.
AUGAUUGUACACCACCAUCAUCAUAUUAUGAAUGGAAAUAAUAAGACGAUUGAGGAGGAAUUGUAUGAAUUUAUACUGCUAGUGGAAAAGAAACAAAACUAUCAAAGCUUACCAAUCUUGCCCUAUUAUUAUGCACAUGUGAGGGAAUUGAUUGGUAAAUGUGCUCCGAAGUGGGAAGUUUUUGAAUUAUUGCAAUUAUUGGAUUCUUCGAGUGGCUAUAACAAUAUUAGUGCAAUGAAUAUUAAUAAUGGAGCUCCAAAUAGUAAUGCAACAAAUGAGUUUGAAAAUGUCAUUCUACUUGGCCUUAACAAAGUGGAAGUAUUUCUUGAGUAUGAAUAUUUCGGAGAGGCACACUAUGAAUUAUGCCGACUUGAGGAUAAGCUGAUCGAAGUAAUAUCUAUGAAUUUCAAUAUCAAGAUUGAACUGUUCUACGUGAGAGUAUUAUAUCUCUUUGCUAAAGUUAUGAAAGGUGUAAAUAGGCUUGAUGAGUGCAGUGAAUAUUUGGAGUCUGCACGUGAACGAGGAGAGAAUUUAAUUCGCCUAGUAUCAGUAACCCAUCCUUGUCCUCAAUCCUAUCCAAGACGAUCUCCUUCUAUUCUUAUGACUUCUAUUUCACAAUCGCACAUAAUUUCAUGCACGAAUUUGAUUCAUAGCAUUCAAUUAGCAUGUGCUGAAAUUGUUCUAAUGCAAGCGAAAAAUCUUAUUGGGGAUCAAUCUGUUUGCGAAUCACAUGAUCAUGAAAAGAUAAUACGGAGCUACUUGUUACCGUGCAUGUUUUACCUCACCGUUCAAGGAAAAGAAAAAUGUUAUUUUUUAGACGACACAAUCUGGUUGGAAGCUGUCGAUAACACGCUGAAGAGUUUGUUGAAACUGAAUUUAAACAAAUUGGGAUCCCGACUUUUGAAACUUGUGGAAAAAACACACACCUCUCAAGUUUCUGAGUCAAAAACAUUUAGAGACUUUGAAGCUGAAUUGAAGAAACGAUCGGCUCCUGAAGCCGAAACCAAAAAGGAUACCAAAUAUCUCCAAAUUAUUCCCCCAAUUUUCGAGCAGUUUGAUGAUGACGACGAUGACGAUGAUUGGGGAAUAUCGCCGAGUGCACAACUCAAAGGACUCUACGCUGGAUAUUUUUCUUCUCAGUCUGCCAAUACAACCGGAGAUCCAAUCCAAGAGCAACUGUUUCCCAACAACUUUUCUCUGUUCAAAGGAAAUAAUUUGGUGGACAAGAUAAAAAAAUAUGAUGACACAAUUCCCCAGCUGUAUUCAUUAGAAUUGGAAGAUAAGAGUAUUCUUACAUCCAAAGAUUUAUUCUUGAAGUGGAUCCGAUCAUUAAAUUUGGAAGAUUUACACAAAUUUCAAACAGAGGAAGAACAAAAUGCUGAAAGAAAUUGUGAUUUUAUUUUGGAGCAGUUUAGACAUGGUAUCGAUUAUGUAGACUCCUUCUCACUAUCAUGGGCUCAAAUGUAUUACGAAUGUGCUUGGAAAUUAGCAAGAAUAGGUAGCCGAGAAUCCCAAAUUUAUUGCUACAAAUUGAUAGGUGAAUACUUUUCAAAAUUACCAUCAGCAAAAAUUACCAAAGAUGUAGACCAAGAAGACGUUCAACAGUUAAAUAGCCUCUUCAAAAUAAGUUUGGCAUUGUUGGAAAUUGCAUCACAUUCGUUAACUCCUGAUUUUUACGACCGUUUUGUAAAUAUGAAAGAUAAUCUGAAUGUUUUCAAUUCCAAAUAUCCUGACAUCAUUGAUUUAAUUGAGAUGAAAGGCAUGUGUCAUAAUAUUACCUUAUUCCUCCGAAAACAAGAAUUUAUUCCUAAAUGUGAGAAAAUUGUUCCGAAAUUAGUUGACAUUUUUGUUAGAAAUAGCCAAUUCACAACAAUUACCUCAACUGUGAUGAUCAUGGACCCUCAAUCUCACUUAUUAAGCCCUCCCACACAUGCUGAAAUUGUUUGCGAAGCUUUAUUAAUUUUACACUAUUUUAUAUUUGGUAUUUCUCCAUUAACUUUGGAGUUUAUUGUUGAUCCGCACAAGAAAGAGUUUAGGCUUGUUGGACUGCAAAACAAAAUGGCCAAUUCUCUCCACCCUGAUCACCAGUACUUGCUAGAUGUGCAUGAUAGGACCGAAUUAUUGAACAUAUUUUAUCACAAAUUGCCGUGUAUGUCAUCAUUGAAGGCCUUUGUUGCCUUUUCCUUGGGUCUCUAUUGUCGAAAUAUUUCGAAUGACACCAAACAAGCGGAAAGAGUUCUUUUCGAGAGUGUGUAUAUUUUCCACCAAACAAGUGGCUUCACAAAAUCUACACCAAGUCUACUGAGCCAUAUUUGUACACGAGCCCUUGUUGAGCUGGCCCAAGUAUUAACAGAUAAUAACAAGUAUGUCUACUCGUCCUUGCUGUUUAAAGCAGCAGUAGAGAAUCAAAAACUUGUGUCUCUUACAUAUGACUACACACUUGUUAGCGAUCUGGCAGAGUUGAGUUUACGAGAGGACGAUUGGCGAUCAGGUGUGUAUUAUUAUACACUUCUACUCAACCAUGCCAACGAAGAAAAGAUGGUUGCAAAAUUUGGACAUUUGUCUUCAAUAUUGUCAUCACUUCAUAUUGAGCGAGGGGACUUUAAGAAUGCAGAAUCCUAUAUUACCAACUCUUUACUGUUUAUGAGAUCUCAAGGAAAAUCUGGAGAAUAUGAGCUGAAUCUUCAUCUCACACUUGCCAAACUCUUUCUUCAAAGUUACAAUUUUGAAAGAGGUUUAGAUCUCUUAGCCAGACUAAUGGAUGAAAAACUGACAGCUAUUCAACGGUGUACGGUGUACAUUAAUUUGGCAGAAGCUUAUUUGAAGAAGAGAUGGCUCAAAGAAUGUGAUUUUGUGUUGGGAAAGCUUGGAAUUUUGUUGUCUGAGCAAAACUCAAUAUUUGAAACAAAUGGAACUGAUCAUAUCAAAAUACUCGAAAUCACAGCGAAUUGUUAUCUACGAUUUUUGAGGUUUUCUGAUGCUCUCUAUUGUGUGAAUAUUGCUAUCUCUCAAUGCACAGCUCCCUUCCUUUUGGCUGAUUUGUUUUUCUUGAAAGGAAAAAUUUUGCAAAGAGUUAGUCAUUACACGAGCCCAGUUUCCUUCCCAACUUCUCUCUCUUCGGCAUCAAAGAUUGAUGUUGUUGAAACUAUCAAGGAACAUUACUGUAGAAAUCACAACACAUUACCAGAUAGCAUUUUGAUGAGCAAACGGUCUCUCUACAAUACUCCUCAAGAAGUUCUUGUUGAUGCUUUGGACUGUUUGCUAAAGGCGAAAGAGUUGUACAACAUUUGCGCAAAUCAAUAUAAGGCAUCGAAGGUCGACAUACUCAUUGCUCGCGCCCAGUUAGAUUUUAUGCUCCUUCCCAUUGUCUUUUGUGGAGUCGAUCCAACCAUUGUAACACUACCCAAAAGCUUGGACAAUAGAUAUUGGCUAAAUUUGAAAGAAAUUGAGGAAAAUCACAUCAUACCUGCUUUGGAGGUUGCCAUAAGGACAACAUCUGUUUUCGUUGCCAUCGACGCUUACGUGACAAUGGCAGAGGCGAGGUACCUCCAAGGCAAACGAGUAAGCUCUGAAAUUUAUUGGAAGCAAUGUAGAGAUGUAAUGUUUACGUUAUUCAUUCACGACAGUGAAAUUGUAGUAUCAAAAGGCGCACCUCCUUCAUUUCUUGAAAAGCUGCUAUUAAUUUUGAAACGACUUGUGAGAUUAAUGUUUUGUUUCGGAAACAAAGAACUAAUCAAUCAUAAUUUGACAAUUAUUGACUCGUAUUUACUGCUAGAAACGGAGCUUGAACAGUUAUUGAAAAGAAAUGGCCCGGAUAGUGGCGAGUCGAACAUUUAUGACUCUACUGCAUCAGGAGGAGAUUCAUCCUCAGAAUCUGAAGUCGAUGAAAUUUCCCUUGUUUCAAGAAAUAAGAUUUAUGAAUCUCUAUGCGUUAUUAAUUCACAAAUGGCGGCAAUUAUGUCUGUGAAAACGUUGCCAUUUCUACGAAAGAGAAGAAAAUCUUCAGUUCGGGUCGCAAGACAAAUGAGAUCCAUGAAUCCUUUGAAGAUGAGUGGAACAGGCUCUCAGUCUACUCAAUCUUCUAAUGGCUCAAAAUCAUCUGAUGGGUUUAUUGAAGGCAACGUUCAAGAUUUAGUUAGUGAAAAGAUAUGGAGUUGCAUAUUUAGAAUGAAACAACACGCUAAAAAACACUAUCUAUCCGAAAAAGAGCUCAAUUUCCGAAAUCAGGAAUCAAUGAGAAGACUCUACAACUUAAUCUCGAUUAUUAAGCAAAAGUCUAUUUCUUCAAGCGACCAAAAAAAGCUUUCCUGUAGCGACUCAUCCUAUGUCGUCAAAAGUAGUCAGAAAGAAGACAGCAAAUCAUUUGAUGACGAUUAUUACAGAAAAUCACUUUCUAUUGAUGCCUCAAUUGAAUCAACGAAACAUUUGGAUAUGAAUAUUCUCGAAAAACUGGUUUAUAUUAUUCACAUGGAUACGAUUAUUACGUUUUAUACUCCAAAGACAGGGCAAAUUAUCCAUCAAAAGUUUGGAGGCUUAUGCAAUGGUCCAUUCAUUAACACAUUUAAGGGCUCCUCAUCUCGAAAAUCGACAGAUUUACUUGUCACUCAACAUCAAGUCAAACCAAAGGAUUCACUUUUUGGAGCACACAAUGUUCAGAAUGUUAGUGCGCCAUCGUCACAAACUACCCAAGUCAAACCUCCCUUUGUAUCACAAAUUGAAGCAUACCUCUACAGUUUACUUUGCCAGAGUCGCAAAGACAAAAAAACAAACAUUCGCAUUGAUAAUAAUUUUGAAACUAUCGAAUACAUUGCUCGAAAUGUCAUUAGAGGCCCCUAUGACUACCAUUCCAAUUCCAGAAACAAGAGAAAAUAUGAAAGAGUACACAAACAAUUAGAAAAAAGCAAAUUUGACUAUGUUGGGCUUUUUAAGAGAAUGAAGAGCAAGUUCUUCUCGCUCACUCCAAGAUCCAUUGAUUUCUCUGGAUUGCCUCGUCUUUCCGAGCUUCCAUAUCCAAAUUCACACCUAAUUUUGUUAUGUAGCAGGAGUGUUCAGGCUCUUCCAUGGGAGUUGAUGUUUGAGCAUUUCAUGACACGAAACUUUUCGCUACAGCGCAUCAUCUCUCAAGACAACACGAAAAACAACAAGAUGAGAUUUAAGCCCCAAUAUUUUUGUUUUUACUCAGAGGAUGAAUUGAAGUACAUUGCUCCUGUAGAAAAUGAAAGAAAAAAGUGGAUCUUUGACACUGUCAAAUCGUCUCUCUACAUACACACAGAGGAAGGAACAAAUAGCGGGGUCUUUCACUAUAGUUUGCCAAAUAUUCCUCUUCAUUGCCCAAUAAUUGGUUAUGGUCGAAAGCCCAAAUCAAAAUCUGAACGCUUCAAGUUUGUGAAUUUUGUUCGACUUUCUUCGAUCAGUGAGAAUCCGACACAAAUUAUCACACACAUUGAAUCGUAUAAUUCUCCUCAAGAUUUUCCAGUUUUUGUUUUUACCUUUGCAGAUUUGAUUGAUUUGAGUGAGGCAAUUAUUUGCUUACUCAAUUUUCGUCCCGAUUGUACAUUGCUGUUCCUUCCAGAGCCUGUAUUAAGCACGGCCUUAGAGUUUCUCAUGGACAUGCAAGUGGUGUACACGAAUAGUGGACAAUUGGCCAAUUCAAGACUAUCUCCCUCAGAGAAUGCAAGAAAUGGAUACAGAUUUUUCAUUCACUCUCUUCAAUUAAUCAAAACUAUGCUCAAAAUUCCUGUCAUUGUCAUUAAUCCACCAACUUAUUGCAACAAUGGAGAGGGCUCUUCGUCUUCAUCGGAGUGA